Neospora caninum is the source of this 7794-nucleotide messenger RNA. RefSeq names its product virulent strain associated lipoprotein, related. The record is from RefSeq and is a predicted model, not a curated record. NCBI's taxonomy places the organism in Eukaryota, Apicomplexa, Conoidasida, Eucoccidiorida, Sarcocystidae. Bases 1 to 7794 code for a protein of 2597 amino acids. The transcript has a single exon.
AUGAGUUUCCUCCCUCCUUCCGACCGCGCUGGCCUCCCGCCAGUGGAAAGGGGUGCGCAAGAUCCGCUUCGGAUCUCGCCCCAACGUGCGUCAGCAGGUGAAGUCCCGCGCGAAGCUCGCGACACAUCUUCGCCGCCGUCUGUUCACCUCACGGCGUCCACGCAGAUGGCCCCAGUUCACGGCAGCGCCAUCCCGCGACUCGACCUUUCUCGAGCUGAAGCGAUCCAAAGCCAGCGUGUGAACAUUGCGGCUGGGACCACGUCCGUGAAACCGACCGGGUCUCAAGUCGGCGCUGGGGCGUCCGCCAUGACCGGCUCCCUGGGGAACAUGUAUGUGUCGAACGCGGGCGUGCCUCCGACUGGGGCCACCAUGUCGCCGUGGGGGUAUCCCUACGGCAUGUUUUCUUCCGUGGCAGUGCCGCCGAGGGGAGUGGUUGAGCACAUGCUUGUUGAACCGAGCAAUCGCACUUCAACACCGGUAGGCGAAAGAGUCGUGCAGCUGAGGGGUUUCCGUUCCGCUGCGAACAGUAGCCAGCGUACGACAACUUCCGUGACCCGACGCGCCGAAGAAGGCAUUGAAAUUCCCGUGAGCCUGGCUGCCGACGCGUUGAUUGAUUUGAGCACGACACGAAGUCAGAAAAUCGCCGAUGGCUGCCGGUGCUGUGCGGGGCCGCUCUCAGCUCUUUUUGGACAGCGCGGUCGCCAACCAUUGCCCUCCGAACCGCGGAGCCGCGAGCCAGCGUCUCUCACGGUGUCUCCGUCUCAGUCUAGGACGGCGUUCCGAUACGGCAGCUUCGCGGACCCUGUGAACACGUAUCAAGAACGACUUGCCUCCGUCCCGCACCCUAUGAUGACGCACGUGCCGGUGAAUGCCUUCCCCGUCGGCUCGGUGCCUAGCGUGGUGCUCGUGCCGGCAGCGGUCUUUGCAGGCAGGAACGGGGACCAGCAGGGGAAAAAAUCGACCGACGUGGAACGCCCAGCUAAGGAGCAACGCCCCCGGGCCAGCCGCGAAGGUGAAGAGACGAGAGCCAGUCACAGAAAAGCCCCAGGAGUGGAGGAGAAAAAACUGCCUUCUGAACGUGCAUGCGAGAAGCUGGAAGUCAGGGCAGGGGCUCAAGAGGAACUGGAGGGUCAGCUGACCGUCUCAGCUGAGGGGAAAGAGGAACUCGACUGGUCUUCAGUGGCCAAAGCUGGCGCGUCGGAAGCAGCCAACGAGCGUGCAGGAGAGCCUGCGGCACCCGCGAAACCAGAGACGGUGCAGUCUUGGGGAGCGCACUCUGUGGGGCGUGCGGCUCGCGAGGACUCGACUCUUGCAAACGCGUCUGUGGCCACUUGGUCCUUCCCCCCACGAGCGGGAAGUUCCACUUCAGGAGUGCCGUUUAACGCCGGGGAUGCAGGAGUCGCUCGAGCCGUUGCUCACGCGCCCUCAGGCACGCGCGAGUGUUUGCCUGCUAUCACUGACGCGGGUGUCCAAGCAGGUGCGCGUAACGUUGGCGGUGAAAGCGCCGGUCAGUGCAGCACCAGGUCCCUCGCCAUUUGGCAUCAACUGGAGGAGACCAAAGAGCAGUAUCGUCGAGUCCAGGAGCAGUUUGUGAAGGAAAACGAAAGUCUGAAAGAUGAGAACUUGCGUCUUCAGGAAGCGGUCGUCUCCAUGCAGAGCCGAGUAAAGCACAUCAUUGACUUACUUCACUCCUUGACGAAGAAUGUGGGCCAAAAGGAAGCGACUGACGCAGCCAACGAGGAGCUUGCGGAGGCGUGCAUUGGCUUGGUGACGCAACUGGUCAACGAAGGUGAAGCCGGUUUGAAGGCCGGGGGGUCGGAAGGGGAAGCUGCGCGGCCAGAGACCCUGGCGGAGGCCGAAGCGCCGGUCCAGCUUGGCCCCCUUGGCGGCUUCGCGAGUUUUACCGAAGAGCAAUUGCAGCAGCUUCUGAGCCUUCAGCGGCAAGGGAGCGGCAAGGAGCGCACAGAACAAACGAACGCCAAAGAGGCCCAAUCGGGAGGCGGCGGCUCGGGUUCUUCGGGCGUCGAUGCGCGGGCACCUCAGGAUCCUGUGUCGAAAGGCGUGGUCUCAGCUGCGUCUUCAAGCAAGGCAGCUGCGCCAGGUGCUCAGCGGCGGCCACCACUGGGUUUCGGCUCCGCGUCCCCGAGGCCUCUCUCCAUCGUGGAAAAAAACUCCGGCGAGCCGGCGACUCGUCAGAAGCCUCAGCGCCCAGACGCCACGCCGAACGCCAGCCGUGAGGUACAACCCGAUGGAGCCGCGAAACCAGGAAGCGGGGAUGCCUCUCUUGAGAAACACCUGGUUCGACCGCCGCUGGAAACCGCGACUUCCGCCUCAACCAGCCCAGCCAACCCAACCAGCGAUGCGCAGGCUGCGCCUGAGGAGGGUGCGCGUGGACACAUCGUCGCUCCACAUGGCACGCUGCAGACGGAGGAACCUCAGGCUGAUCCCGAAGCGAAAAACGCUCUUAAGGCCCCUGAGGAACAGGCUGCCGCACCCCCUCCAUCGAUGUCGACGGAUGCACCGAAAACUCCGGCGGCAAAAGUAGCGGCUGAGCCGAAGGUGCCCACGCCCAAGCCUGUCUCGGGAGGCGAGAACCCGGCUGUGGCCGAUGCUGAGAGGGACGUGGAAGAGCCGGCUGAAGGAAAACGUGCUGCACAAAGCGCUGAAUCUGGAGAGCCCCAGAGAGAAGCGUCUUUGGCCUCAACAGAAAACAAGCAGCCUGCGACCGCGAAGGCCCCGGUAACGACUGGCCCUGCCGCAAAGGCACUGGUUCCAAAGAUGGGGUUGCUGGCGAAACCAGCUGCUGAGAAAAAGGCCCCAGCUCCGAAGACUCCGACAAUGGACAGUAGCCACAACGAAAAAACAAGUGCAACUGUCGAGGAGAAGAAGGAUGAAAAAACACCGGGAGCGGUCACCGCAGUAGACGCCGAGCUCGCCCCACAGCGGAGUGUGUCCAGCGGCUUAGCAGGGUUUUUCUACAACAUUUUCGGAGCGCCAGCAGCGGAAACGAGCGCCGAAGCCGUUGAAAAGGCGGCAGAGGACACUGAAAAGAAGAUGGCUGACUCGGAAGACAAACAUGUGCCAUCACCCGCAGCGGCUCCGCUGGUGCCGAAGGAGGCGGCUUCCAAGGUUGUCCCCGUAGCGAAGGAGGCCCCAAAGGCUCCGGUGGUGCCGAAGGAUGCGCCAAAGGCUGCGCCCGAAGCGGCGGACGCGCCGAAGGCUGCGGAGACACCUGAUGCACCUAAGGCUGCUGAGACGACGGAUGCGCCGAAGGCAGAACCAGGAGCGAAGGCCGCUCCUAAGCUUGCCCCACUACCGAAGAAUGUCGUGAAGGCUCCGCUGGUGCCGAAGGCUGAGGCGGUAGCGAAGGCUGUUCCUGAGGAGGCUGCCGCGAAGGAGGCGGAUGCCAAGGUUGUCCCCGGAGCGAAGGAGGCGCCGAAGGCUCCGCUGGUGCCGAAGCAUGCGCCAACGGCUCCGCUGGUGCCGAAGGAAGCGGCUGCUAAGGUUGCCCCCGUAGCGAAGGAGGCUCCAAAGGCUCCGCUGGCGCCGAAGGAUGCGCCAAAGGCUGCGCCCGAAGCGACGGACGCGCCGAAGGCAGAACCAGGAGCGAAGGCCGCUCCUAAGCUUGCCCCACUACCGAAGAAUGUCGUGAAGGCUCCGCUGGUGCCGAAGGCUGAGGCGGUAGCGAAGGCUGUUCCUGAGGAGGCUGCCGCGAAGGAGGCGGAUGCCAAGGUUGUCCCCGGAGCGAAGGAGGCCCCAAAGGCUGUGCCAGUAGCAAAGGAGGCCCUGAAGACUCCGCCAGUAGCAAAGGAGGCCCCGAAGGCUCCGCUAGUAGGGCAGGAGCCCCCAAAGGCUCCGCUGGUGCCGAAGGAUGCACUAACGGCUCCGCUGGUGCCGAAGGCUGAGGCAGUAGCGAAGGCUGUUCCUGAGGAGGCUGCCGCGAAGGAGGCGGCUGCCAAGGUGGUCCCCGUAGCGAAGGAGGCCCCAAAGGCCGUGCCAGUAGUAAAGGAGGCGCCGAAGACUCCGCUGGUGCCGAAGGAUGCGCCAAAGACUGCGCCCGCAGCGACGGACGCGCCGAAGGCAGAACCAGGAGCGAAGGUAGCUCCUAAGCUUGCCCCACUACCGAAGAAUGUCGCGAAGGCUCCGCUGGUGCCGAAGGAUGAGGCGGUAGCGAAGGCUGUUCCUGAGGAGGCUGCCGCGAAGGAGGCGGAUGCCAAGGUUGUCCCCGGAGCGAAGGAGGCCCCAAAGGCUGUGGCAGUAGCAAAGGAGGCCCCGAAGACUCCGCCAGUAGCGAAGGAGGCCCCAAAGGCUCCGCUGGUGCCGAAGGCUGAGGCGGUAGAGAAGGCUGUUCCUGAGGACGCUGCCGCGAAGGAGGCGGAUGCCAAGGUUGUCCCCGUAGCGAAGGAGGCCCCAAAGGCUCCUCCAGUAGCCAAGGAGGCCCCGAAGGCUCCGCUAGUAGGGAAGGAGCCCCCAAAGGCUCCGCUGGUGCCGAAGGAUGCACUAAAGGCUCCGCUGGUGCCGAAGGCUGAGGCAGUAGCGAAGGCUGUUCCUGAGGAGGCUGCCGCGAAGGACGCGGAUGCCAAGGUUGUCCCCGGAGCGAAGGAUGCCCCGAAGGCUGUGCCAGUAGCAAAGGAGGCCCCAAAGGCUGUGGCAGUAGCAAAGGAGGCCCCGAAGACUCCGCCAGUAGCGAAGGAGGCCCCAAAGGCUCCGCUGGUGCCGAAGGCUGAGACGGUAGCGAAGGCUGUUCCUGAGGAGGCUGCCGCGAAGGAGGCCGACGCCAAGGUUGCCCCCGUAGCGGAGGAGGCCCCAAAGGCUCCGCUGGUGCCGAAGGAGGCGGCUGCCAAGGUUGCCCCCGUAGCGAAGGAGGCCCCAAAGGCUCCGCUGGUGCCGAAGGAGGCGCCGAAGGCUCCGCUGGUGCCGAAGGAGGCGCCGAAGGCUCCGCUGGUGCCGAAGGAGGCGCCAAAGGCUCCGCUGGUGCCGAAGGAUGCUCCAAAGGCUCCGACAAUGGACAGUAGCCACAACGCAAAAACAAGUGCGGCUGUCGAGGAGAAGAAGGAUGAAAAAACACCGGGAGCGGUCACCGCAGUAGACGCCGAGCUCGCCCCACAGCGGAGUGUGUCCAGCGGCUUAGCAGGGUUUUUCUACAACAUUUUCGGAGCGCCAGCAGCGGAAACGAGCGCCGAAGCCGUUGAAAAGGCGGCAGAGGACACUGAAAAGAAGAUGGCUGACUCGGAAGACAAACAUGUGCCAUCACCCGCAGCGGCUCCGCUGGUGCCGAAGGAGGCGGCUUCCAAGCUUGUCCCCGUAGCGAAGGAGGCCCCAAAGGCUCCGGUGGUGCCGAAGGAUGCGCCAAAGGCUGCGCCCGAAGCGGCGGACGCGCCGAAGGCUGCGGAGACACCUGAUGCACCUAAGGCUGCUGAGACGACGGAUGCGCCGAAGGCAGAACCAGGAGCGAAUGCCGCUCCUAAGCUUGCCCCACUACCGAAGAAUGUCGUGAAGGCUCCGCUGGCGCCGAAGGCUGAGGCGGUAGCGAAGGCUGUUCCUGAGGAGGCUGCCGCGAAGGAGGCGGAUGCCAAGGUUGUCCCCGGAGCGAAGGAGGCCCCAAAGGCUGUGGCAGUAGCAAAGGAGGCCCCGAAGUCUCCGCCAGUAGCGAAGGAGGCCCCAAAGGCUCCGAUAGUGCCGAAGGAGGCGCCGAAGGCUCCGCUGGAGCCGACGGAGGCGCCAAAGGCUCCGCUGGUGCCGAAGGAGGCGGCUGCCAAGGUUGCCCCCGUAGCGAAGGAGGCCCCAAAGGCUCCGCUGGCGCCGAAGGAUGCGCCAAAGGCUGCGCCCGAAGCGGCGGACGCGCCGAAGGCUGCGGAGACACCUGAUGCACCUAAGGCUGCUGAGACGACGGAUGCGCCGAAGGCAGAACCAGGAGCGAAGGCCGCUCCUAAGCUUGCCCCACUACCGAAGAAUGUCGUGAAGGCUCCGCUGGUGCCGAAGGCUGAGGCGGUAGCGAAGGCUGUUCCUGAGGAGGCUGCCGCGAAGGAGGCGGAUGCCAAGGUUGUCCCCGGAGCGAAGGAGGCCCCAAAGGCUGUGGCAGUAGCAAAGGAGGCCCCGAAGACUCCGCCAGUAGCGAAGGAGGCCCCAAAGGCUCCGAUAGUGCCGAAGGAGGCGCCGAAGGCUCCGCUGGUGCCGAAGGAGGCGGCUGUCAAGGUUGCCCCCGUACCGAAGGACGCCCCAAAGGCUCCGCUGGUGCCGAAGGAGGCGCCAAAGGCUCCGCUGGUGCCGAAGGAUGCUCCGAAGGCUCCGACAAUGGACAGUAGCCACAACGCAAAAACAAGUGCGACUGUCGAGGAGAAGAAGGAUGAAAAAACACCGGGAGCGGUCACCGCAGUAGACGCCGAGCUCGCCCCACAGCGGAGUGUGUCCAGCGGCUUAGCAGGGUUUUUCUACAACAUUUUCGGAGCGCCAGCAGCGGAAACGAGCGCCGAAGCCGUUGAAAAGGCGGCAGAGGACACUGAAAAGAAGAUGGCUGACUCGGAAGACAAACAUGUGCCAUCACCCGCAGCGGCUCCGCUGGUGCCGAAGGAGGCGGCUUCCAAGCUUGUCCCCGUAGCGAAGGAGGCCCCAAAGGCUCCGGUGGUGCCGAAGGAUGCGCCAAAGGCUGCGCCCGAAGCGGCGGACGCGCCGAAGGCUGCGGAGACACCUGAUGCACCUAAGGCUGCUGAGACGACGGAUGCGCCGAAGGCAGAACCAGGAGCGAAGGCCGCUCCUAAGCUUGCCCCACUACCGAAGAAUGUCGUGAAGGCUCCGCUGGUGCCGAAGGAUGCGCCAAAGGCUGCGCCGGAAGCGACGGACGCGCCGAAGGCAGAACCAGUAGCGAAGGUCGCUCCUAAGCUUGGUCCAGUGCCGAAGGAUGCUCCAAAGGCUCCGCUGGUGCCGAAGGCUGAGGCAGUAGCGAAGGCUUCGCAGGUGCCCGUGGGCGUGCCAGAGAAGACGGCGGCCUCCGCGGAAGUGCCUGGGGCGGCUGAUGCUUCCAAGGGGACACCGAUAGUGAAGGAUGUCCUCGGUGGGGAAUGGAAAUCGGAGAGCAGCGCAAAUGCUGCGCCGAACGCAACUGCUGCAGAGGAGGCGGGAUCGGCAAAGGAGAUGCCGAAGGCACUGGUGGCUAAGAAGUCGCUUGAAAACAUGUCGCCUGCCAAAGCUGGAUCCGACACGAAAGUAGUCGGUGACACGGCUCAAGAGCGGCUACAUAAGGACUCACCGAAUGCGGGGCUGACGAAGUUGCCUUCGAAAGAGGUAGUGAAGAAGUUGCCUUCGAAAGAGGUAGUGAAGAAGUUGCCUUCGAAAGAGGUAGUGAAGAAGUUGCCUCCGAAAGAGGUAGUGAAGAAGUUGCCUCCGAAAGAGGUAGUGAAGAAGUUGCCGUCGAAGGAAGGAGUGAACAAGUUGCCUUCGAAAGAGAGUGUGAAGAAGCUGGCAUCGAAGGAGGGGCUGAAGAAGUUGCCUUCGAAAGAGAGUGUGAAGAAGCUGGCAUCGAAGGAGGGGCUGAAGAAGUUGCCUUCGAAAGAGAGUGUGAAGAAGCUGGCAUCGAAGGAGGGGCUGAAGAAGUUGCCUUCGAAAGAGAGUGUGAAGAAGCUGACAUCGAAAGAGGGACUCAAGGCGCAGGCAUCGAAAGAGGGACUGAAGAGGCAAGAGUCGAAAGAGGGCCUAAAAAAGCAGGCUUCGAAGGACGAGUUGAGGAAAGAAUCUUCGAAAGAGGGCGUGGCUGUGCUGCAAUCGUCGAAGUCUCUGAAGACCAUGUCCUCGAAGUGA